Molecule: messenger RNA, 1071 nt
Organism: Lytechinus variegatus (green sea urchin)
Lineage: Eukaryota; Metazoa; Echinodermata; Echinoidea; Temnopleuroida; Toxopneustidae
Product: glutaredoxin-1-like
Exons: 3
Coding region: 103-414 (103 amino acids)
Biological process (GO): cellular response to oxidative stress
Cellular component (GO): cytoplasm
Molecular function (GO): glutathione disulfide oxidoreductase activity
Source: RefSeq, a predicted model, not a curated record
CCAUACUUUUUGGCAUUCCAUACACAAUACAUGAGCAGAGAUUUUCAGAUCAGCAGAAUUUAGGGGCCCGAGAGCUGGAACAGUUAUUCAUCUAUAAUAAACAUGGCACAAGCUUUUGUAGAUGCUGCGAUUCGUGACAACAAGGUUGUCAUGUUUUCCAAGACAUAUUGUCCUUACUGCAAGAUGGCAAAGUCUGCCCUGAAUAGUGCUGGACUGAAGAAUUACAAAGUGAUCGAGUUGGAAAACCAUUCCAUGUGUGAUCAAAUUCAGGAUUACUUGCUGAAACUGACAAAAGCUCGAUCGGUACCACGUGUGUUCAUUGGCGGGAAGUGCAUUGGUGGAGGCUCUGAAACCAAGGCUUUGCAGGACCAAGGGAAACUGACCAAGAUGCUCAAAGACACUGGUGCAAUGUAAGGUGCCUUAGAGUAAAGCUCUCAACCAAUGAAAUCCAAGGAUCUGAGUAGCUUAUAACAGUUGUCAAUGAGAUUCACUGACAGAUUGAUUCAUGAAAAGCCCCCCAGUUUGGCAUUCAUCAACCUCUCUCUACUGGUGUGUGAUAUUAUGUGUUAUUUAUCUAGCAUUAUAUUUAUAGAUAGCGUAGUACAAUUUUUUUCUUUUUUAUCCACCUUCCAUGAUUGGAGAUCAGUAAAAGUUCCCUUUUUAUCAAAUGCCAUUCCUUGUAACAUGAAAUUUGUAUGCAAGCACUGACUCAAAUUUGACUCUAACCAGUUGUACUAUGUCUAAAGUGAAGACUAGACUCCGAACUCUCUACAUAGUGAAUCCAGUCUCACUAUAUCAGACUCUGCAAUACGCAUACAUCGGUAAGAAUUGUAUCAGUAAGUCUUAUGGACAAAAAUUUGUCGAAAAGACCGCAAUGUUUUUAUGGGUACAGAAAGAUUGCGAUGUUUUGCUCCAGUGUGAAUCAAGAGGAGGAAAUAUUGUGAUAAGCUCGCUAGUCAAAUUAUCGCAGUCUUUCAAAUGAGAAUAGCCAUUAUGUUGUUUGAGAAAAUUUCUGCACAGAGGAUUAUUCAGAGAAUUAUUACUUAUGUCACUGGAGUUAUAUUUUCCCUU